CGAAGUGAAAUUCGAUUUAUCCGACUCUCUCGUUGAAGAUUUACAUUCAGUUGUCUUUUUUUCUUUGACAAAGUAGUAAUCAGAAUUGUUAUUAUUCAAAAAUUAAAUGCGAUUUUUUAUUCUGUAAGUAUAUGUUGCAAUAUUCAGUAGAAAGGAAACUAAAUAUUAAAUUAAUAAAUUAAAAAUUGUUUGUUUUUUGUAUUUUGUAAAUACAUGAAAAUAAUCGUAGUACUAUUACAUUUUUGCAAUUUCAUUUUCACGCAAUAUAGGGAAUAAAAAAGAGAGAUCCUUUUUGAAUGUCAUUGUAGAGAAGAGAAUAUUUAAAUAAGGAAGAUGUCUUUUUUCGUGGACGUUGUAACUGAAGAUUCGUUUUAUGAAAAUCUCAUGUUGGGCGUGAUGAAAAUUUUGGAAAAUAGUCCGUGCGUGAAAAAUGUUGAAAUUGAGAUGAGAAGUCCUUGUGAUAGAGUGGCACUUUCCACUUGGGAGCAAAGGCAUUGUUGUAAUUUACCUGAAGAAAUGAGGAAUUUUUAUGCUUCGGUAGAUGGAUUUCUUUUGACUUGGAGUCUCGAUAUUGCAGGGGAGGAAUUUCCAGUUGGUAAAAUGGAGAUUGGUGAUCUAGCAUCUUUGAAACGUUUUGUGGGCACUAAAGAACAGCAAGCGACAGCGGAAUUGAAUCGACGUGAAGGUCUUCAACUUCCUUCGUUCAGCCCACGUUGCAAGCUCUUUGAAAUUGGUCAAUGUGGUGAAAGUAAAAUUAUUCUCGUUUAUCAAAUUGCCUCUGAUCAAGGUGAACCUGGAAUAUGGCUUUAUCAUGAAAGUAAAUGUCAAUGGCACUAUAUUACGAGUAAUUUCACAAAUUAUUUUCGUAUGAUGUUGGUACAUCUUGGACUACCACUGUGGCAAUAUUGCGUUGUUGGUCUGUCAUUACCCACAUGGGUGGAGCAAGUGUUCUUUUUAGUUGGACCACAUCUUCUACCGACGACGAUAAAAUUUAAAGAAACUCUUUCAACCACUCUUUGGAAUGAGGGUCCUAUCAAUGUCAUUGAUCCGACAAUUUUUAAGGGCAAGGAGAGUAAACAGAGAAUUUUGAAGAAGAAGUAAUGGAGAAGUUUGCUCGAAUUUUUAGGUGCCUAUACAAAUUUAGUGUCAAAUUAUACAAAUUUAUUAGAAAAUGUUUAAAUGCAAAUUAUUUGUAAAUUUACUUUGAAAGUAUGUGAAGAAGUUAACUUUAGAAGUUAAGACAUUGUUUAGAUGAGUUGUCUUCUAGAAGAUAAAGUUUUUUAUCUUUCGGAAUUUUAAGUCUUGAAUAAAAGAUUUUAACUAAAAUUUCAAUAAAAAAAUUAAGGGAUCUUAUUCUUUUUUCGUAAAUGAAAUAGUUUUGUUAAUAAUAAAGUUUGAUAAAUAAGUCAAGCGUUAUUGAUAUAGUCUUUUUGUGGAUGGUACUGAUUCAUUGAUCGUAAGUGGAAAAUGUCGAGAAAUUUGAUACAGUAAAACAAGUAGUCGAGUAUGGUGGAUAAUAUACAUUGUUACAUAAUACACCUUUAUCCAUUAGCGAGUUAAUAAUUUAUCAUUUGUUUUGACGAAUCCUUGGCCUAAUUGGCACUGAUUUUCAGACAAAAAGUUUUAUCAGUCAAAUUCGUAAUUUUUUUAAGCAUAAGUUUCUGGUUGGCAAACAGUAUUGGCCACGUGACAGUUUAUAAUCGCCUAUUCGUCGCCAGUGUUGCAUUCCUUUACCUUUUUUUUACAGCAUUCAAAAUGUCUGCAUUGGAUGGAAAUUAUGUUUUUGAAAACAAUUUUAUUUAUUUGCCUUUAUCCGUACGUUAAUAAUUAGCUGGUUUGUCCAUUUUUUUGUUCGGUCAUUUUAUUUUUAACAGAAGCAUUGAUUUUGUGGCGCUGCUCUUGUUUUUGAUUGAAAGUAUUUUUCUUUGGUUUCGUACAGCUUCUUUUGUUUAAAGCUGAAAAGGAAGAUGCUUUAAAUUUUUCCUGUCGUUUCGGUUUAAAACGAACAUUACUUUUUGAUUCUGCACCUCUUGCUUUGGCUGAGAUUGAAGCGUUUCUCUUUAAUUUUGUGCCUUCGCUCUAUUUUUGACUAAAACUGUAGCAUUUCGCUAUUGAUGCUUUUAUUAUUACUACUAUAUUUUUGCAUGAACCUAGAGUAUUUCCUGGAGCACUUCAAGCUUAAAUAGGUGUACUGAUUACUCACGAACUGCAUUCUGGUUAUUUACAUUUUUAGUACUGAGUUUACUAUUCAUUACUCUUUACAUUUAGUACUCAAUUCAAAACUUUCAUAAACCAUUUUCUCGCUUUUUUCAUACGUUUGGUUUCUCAAAUUCGCUCAUUAGUUUUUUUUCAAUAGACCCUUUUUUCAAGGUAUUGAUGAAAUAGUCAUUUGUUAG
This is a messenger RNA of Leptopilina heterotoma, 2396 nucleotides long. RefSeq names its product tubulin polyglutamylase complex subunit 2. The record is from RefSeq and is a predicted model, not a curated record. Lineage: Eukaryota; Metazoa; Arthropoda; Insecta; Hymenoptera; Figitidae. Gene Ontology annotation, biological process: protein polyglutamylation. The coding region runs from base 334 to 1101 and encodes 255 amino acids. The transcript has 2 exons.